UUGACAUAAAAACAAUUUGUUUUUGUUUAUACAAACAUUUUUCUUUUCUCUUGAUAUUCUAAGUUUCAAAUUUAAAAGUUUUGAUGAAUCACUUGCUGAACCUCUUUGUUUCCAGUCCCACUUAGAGAUGUUAAUUCUUUUUUCACUUUUACUCAUUAUGAUUUGAGCAGGGCUGAUAAUUGGAGCAAACCGUUCAUUGCCUAUAUAGCGCGUUCAUACAAGAGGCGGGGUUGGGAGAAGGGGCGAGUAAAUACGUUAUAUUUAGCUAUGGUUGACUUCAGUAAUUGAAACUUUUUAUUUGGUUCAAAAUGAAAACCAGGGGAAGAAACUCGAUAUGUGGUUGAUUCAAUAAUUUUGUGUGUUUAACGAGAUAAUUUUGACAAUACCAUCACGACCACAAUAGUCUUUACCAACCUCUGAAAAUGUAAUUAAAUGUUAAUUUCAGUUCUUGAAUAUUUUCUAAAAAAGCUCACGUAUGGUCUGGGCAACAAGUAAGCAUCGCUUCAAACAUCCUUGCUCAAGUUUGAUAAUAAUAAAUUAUAAUGGUAGCAAAUAUUUUCUUGACGCUUUAACAAUGCGUUACAAGAAAUAUGUUUUAAUUGCAUUCACAGAAAAUAAUACAAAAGAAUACGUAUUUCUUCACGUUUUUACGUCAUUGAAAGCCGCCAUUUGUUGACAGUGUCAUUAAAUAAUCAAUACUUAAUUGGUAAAAUAUAGCGUCAUUACAGUUUCGUAACAACAAUGGAAAUUCCGUUUAUCUGAUCAUUUAGGAAAUGAUUGCGCACUGACGUUCUACUAAUGACAUUUUUGACUUUAUAGUGUAUUAUGCUCAUCACCAUAACACUAAAGCUGAAGAAUGGCUAACAUUUUACACACUUUAUUAAUAAUUUUUCAACUUUUAUUCGUUUCAUGGAGUUUUGAUAUUAUUGUUAAAAGACGUCGAACGGGAGAUUUGUUCAGUAUCCCAGAUGGCAAAUGUCCUAUUGGAUCUAAGGAAAAUGAUGUUACAUGUAAAUGUAAUAAAGAUACUUCAACAUUUCAUGUGUUUGAAAACAAAACUUAUGGAUGUUACAAAAGACGUGAUAUAGGACCUAACUGCAGGCUAAACAUUAUGCCUCAGGGAGAGAGUGUUACUCAGUUACCAAAGAACACCAAUAAUGAGAUCAGUAUAAACGAACGUUUACACCGUGAUGAUGGUAACCCAUUCCUGGAUUGUAAAAUUUUCGACAACAGACAGGUGUCACAACAACUAUGGAUAAAUACCUGGCAAAACGUUUCGCAUGCUUACAUGACAUUUUUGCAUGACAACAAGAUAAAUAUUUUUAUGGAUACUGAAGCAGUAGAACUAUCUUCAGGAGGGUUGUAUUAUUCAGUGUUAUCUUGUAAAGGAAUUGUAGAAGGAUGCUUGCUGUUGAAAGUCCCUGGAAGUGUAACUGUAUCGAUAACUCCAACAACCUUCCCACAAACCACUGAAACCACAACCGCCGCCACUGGGACCACAACUGCUAUCACUAAAACCACUAGUACAGCGGUAAAAACAACUACUUCAACUCAAGAAACCACCACAACCCAUACCACCACAACUGCUCGCACCACCACCAGAUCCUCUUCUCCUACUGUUACGACAACAACGUUUAGCAAAGCAACUAGUGAUGCUAUCUUAGUAUCAACAACGACUUCUUUAACAACAGAAACAACGACAAGGAAUUUUACAGUAGUGAACGCUAACAAACAAACUUCUUCUUCUAACACAGUAAUGAUAGCUAUUGGUGCAGCAAUAGCACUAGCCGUCUUGUUAUUGGUUAUCUUACUUGUCUUGCUAAAGAGGAACAGAAAACGAGAUAUGGAUAAUGUAGAAAGUAGUGGACAAUCUAAUACAGGGAGUUCUGUACAAGAAUAUGAUUAUGCACGUUCCGAAGAAUUACGACGACCGCCUAUAGGUGUCCUAAAACAUAGUGGUUAUCCUAAGAGACAAAGUACAAUGGGACUACCACCCCCUCCUCUUUCCACAGAUGAGAAGCUGAAUCCACUUCCUGACAAUUCAUACGCAAGUCUAAACUUCGUCUCCAGGCCAAUAGAAAGUUAUGGUACUCUGCAAAGGAAGCAGAAGCAGGAAGCUCUGGACAACAAAAACGAACCAAUAUAUUUUGAGACUGUUCCGGAACCGAUUUAUUUUGAAGCAGAAUCUGCUUACGAUGAAGUUGGUGGUGUUGACUCUAAAGACAAUGAAACUGGAGACAGCGAACCUGUUUACGUGGAAACAGAACCUGAUGUCUAUGCGCAGGUGAAUAAAACAAACAGGUAACCGUUAGCAACUUCCACAUCUGCACAUCUUAAGUGUCGCAGCUAUUAUUAGCAGAUGAGUCCGUCGUAGUGAAAACGUCCUAAGAUUAUUUGUAAUAUAAAUUUAAUGUACAUACGAAAAAUUGUUAAUAUCAAUGCAAAUUAAA
This is a messenger RNA of Hydractinia symbiolongicarpus, 2450 nucleotides long. RefSeq lists its product as uncharacterized. Lineage: Eukaryota; Metazoa; Cnidaria; Hydrozoa; Anthoathecata; Hydractiniidae. The transcript has 8 exons. Bases 857 to 2305 code for a protein of 482 amino acids. The record is from RefSeq and is a predicted model, not a curated record.